CGUCAGUAUCCGGUUAACAUUUGGUGCGCCUUAACCGUGUUUUUCUGGGAAAGUCCAGGUUUCCACAUGGACGUACCCAGUACGUUCUUGGACACUGUUGUUUGAACAAAUCGGUCAAUGUGGGCAGUCGGUCCCAACAAGCAUAAGCAUUUUCUACUGWCGGUUUAUCUAUCUAUCGGUGCUUCAGUUUAGUUGCCGGCAGCUCGACCAACAGUGAAAGACAUUCUACGUGAGGUUCUCGUCCCAGUCGAAGACWUUGCGUUAGUUUUCUGGGUUCUUCGAGCGCAUUGCGGGCGUCCAAAUUUGUGGCCAAUUUCUCAAGUGGUUCUUUUUUUUCUGUGAGCGAAAAAUGAAAAUUCUUUUUCGCUAGGGAAUUAGUGACCUUUGUGGAUUAAAGCAGGCAAAGGAUUUAGACAAAUCAAGCAAGGGCGAUUUGGCCGAGUGAUAAUCACGUCGAAGGACGGCAUCAAAAACAUGCUUCGAACGGACGUUUGGAAGGAGAUGCGACAACUGGAUGAUCUCAUCCAGAACAUGACUGUCCAUUUCCAAGAGGAGCAAUUCAAUUAUUCAAAUAUCUGCGCCAAAUGGAUGGAUGAGUGCUUUCAGAACGACAUUUUAAAUCUGGAGUAUAUUAUGGAUGAAGUGGAAGCUGGAGAGCGAAACUUAACAUUUCCUCUGACUCUCAACACGGUAACAUUCGACGUUCACGCUCUUCCAGUGUUCUUUGGCGGCACCGAAGUGAGUGAGGACGGAUUAGUUAUAAGCGUCCCAUCCGUCCAGCUUGUGUACUUUGGAAAUGCCGACAACAAGAAAAUCGACGCCUUAGGUGGCGCUUGGGAGGAAGGCUUUCUGAAUCUAAUCGAACAAGUCCAGGACAUCGAGAACCGUUUCAAACACAUCCGAAUAGCGCGAUUUGCGUCGAAGACUUUGGAUCACGAACUGGAAAAAAACGCCCGUUCGGUGAUUCCUUAUUUCACCUCGACGUUUGUGAUCAUGGCAAUUUUUUCAGUCGUGACUUGCAUGAUGACGGACUGGGUGAGGUCGAAACCCUGGCUAGGACUGCUGGGAAAUAUUAGUGCGGCAAUGGCAACUUUGUGUGCAUUCGGAAUCUGCAUGUAUGCAGAUGUGGAUUUUAUUGGGAUUAACUUGGCGGCCCCUUUUUUGAUGAUUGGCGUAGGAAUUGACGAUACAUUCGUCAUGCUGGCGGCUUGGAGAAGAACGUCCAUAAAAACGCCCGUUCCACAAAGAAUGGCCGAAAUGUUGGGCGAAGCUGCUGUUUCCAUCACCAUCACUUCCGUCACCGACUUUUUCAGCUUCGGUAUUGGGAUUUUCAGCCCGUUCCCAUCGGUCACCAUUUUCUGCAUUUAUUCUGGUGCAGCCACUCUACUGCUCUUUAUCUGGCAUUUAACAUUCUUUGCUGGAUGUGUGGCAGUUUCUGGAUAUUGCGAGCAGAAAAACCUCCAUUCAGUGUUUUGCUUUAAAGUUGAACCCGUUUCCCUAUCAGAGGACAGAUGUUGGUUAUACAAAGUGUUCUGCAGUGGAGGAGUCAAUCCGAAUGACAUGGAUAAUCCAAAAGACAACACCGAGCACGGAUUGAUGGUCUUCUUUCGGGAUUAUUUUGCGGUGUUCUUAAGCAAUGGCUUUGUGAAAGUCUUGGUUAUUCUGAUAUUCGGCUGUUACCUGGCUGGGGCCGGCUAUGGAGUCACGCAAAUCGAAGAGGGACUAGAAAGACGAAAAGUCGCCAAAAAUGGCUCGUAUGCUAUCGAGUUUUUCGAUCGAGAGGACGAUUAUUAUAGGGAAUUUCCUUAUAGAGUGCAGGUGAUAGUGGCGGGCGAAUACGACUAUUCCGACCCGAAAAUUCAAGCACAAAUCGAAAAUUUAACGCGCACAUUUGAAAACACUUCGUACAUAACGAACAGCCUCUACACAGAGUCCUGGCUGCGAAGCUUCCUGCAAUACGUCGACAGGAACGCCGAUUAUCUGAACAUCUCCAUUAAUUCCCGAAAGAACUUCAUGGAAGCUUUGGAAGAGCGCAAAUGGUUGGAUCCGUCCAGUGCCUUUUCGCUGGACGUGAAGUUUGAUGAGAAAAACGAGAAAAUUAUCGCGAUGAGGUUCCUGAUCCAAGCAGUGAAUAUUUCGGGCACCGAGCACGAGAAGGAGAUGGUGCGGGCCUUGAGGAAAAUCUGCAAAGAUUCACCAUUGAAUGUCACAGUUUUCCAUCCUUACUUCGUCUUCUUCGACCAGUUCGAGCUAGUGCGGCCUUUAACCAUACAAAACGUUCUAAUCGGGGGCGGCAUCAUGAUGAUAGUUUCCUUCAUUUUCAUCCCCAAUGUCUUUUGCGCCGUUUGGGUGGCCUUCAGCAUCAUCUCCAUCGAACUGGGCGUGAUCGGCUACAUGGCCUUAUGGAAAGUCAACUUGGAUUCCAUUUCCAUGAUCAACAUCAUCAUGUGCAUUGGAUUUAGCGUAGACUUCACUGCUCACAUUUGCUACUCCUACAUGUCCUCCACAGAAAAGACUCCCAAUGAGAAGAUGAGGAUGGCUCUAUAUUCGCUGGGAUUGCCAAUAUUUCAAGCAAACAGUCAUUUGUGAAUGUAAUAACUAUUUGUGUAAGAUUUUUUGUACGACCAGAAAUAAAUAAAUAAAUAAAUGUAAACAUAGCAAUACAUACAUA
This is a messenger RNA of Dendroctonus ponderosae (mountain pine beetle), 2671 nucleotides long. It is a transcript of the gene Ptr, whose product is annotated as patched domain-containing protein 3. Gene Ontology annotation, cellular component: plasma membrane; cytoplasmic vesicle membrane. The record is from RefSeq and is a predicted model, not a curated record. Lineage: Eukaryota; Metazoa; Arthropoda; Insecta; Coleoptera; Curculionidae.